This is a messenger RNA of Fraxinus pennsylvanica, 1554 nucleotides long. The record is from the annotation of a GenBank genome assembly. Lineage: Eukaryota; Viridiplantae; Streptophyta; Magnoliopsida; Lamiales; Oleaceae.
AUGUGCCAAACGAGUAAAUCUCGAGAGGUUGAACUUGGUAGUUUUGAUGGCACUACUAGUACUGGUGACGAUAUUACAGUGGAGGAUGAAACCAAUAUUAAUGAAAGCAGAAAUAAAUCAAGAGAAGAUGAAUCUAGUCGUGACUUUUUCCGAAGAGUUCCGGUGAAUAAGGCAGCUGCAGAGUUACUCUCACUGGGGAAAAUUGCCUGUCCUGUGGCACUAACAACAUUUCUUUUCUACUCAAAGACAAUAAUCUCAAUGCUUUUCUUGGGCCAUAUGGAGAAAGCUGAGCUUGCUGGAGGCUCUCUAGCAGUGGGAUUUGCAAAUAUAACAGGAUUUUCAGUGAUGAAAGGCCUUUGCACUGGAAUGGAUCCAAUUUGCUGCCAGGCCUUUGGAGCCAGGAGAUGGUCAGUUCUCAGCCAGACAUAUAUAAAAACCGUCCUCCUCCUGUUACUCGCAUCCAUACCCGUGGCAUUGCUUUGGCUAAAUGUCGAGCCUGUAUUCCAUCGACUAGGUCAGGACCGUAUCAUAACUAAGAUUGCAAGAGGGUACCUCGUAAUCUCACUCCCAGAGUUAUUUACCCAUGCAAACCUCGUGCCUUUGCGGACAUUUCUAAGGACUCAGGGACUGAACUCCCCAAACACAAUAGUCGCCACAUGUGUGUCAAUCCUUCACCUUCCUAUCACCUACAUCCUUGUAACAUAUUUGAAUUUAAGGGUAAAAGGGAUAGCAUUAGCCUCUGUUAUAUAUUCAAUCAAUGUCAAUAUCGGCCUUUUACUGUACUUGUUUUUCUCCAAGGAAGCCAUAAAGCCAUGGAAUGGGGCUAGUUUUAGCUCAAUAUUCCAGGGCUGGUGGCCAUUAUUGAGCCUAGCAUUACCAAGUUUAUGUUCAGUGUGCCUCGAAUGGUGGUGGUACGAGAUUAUUUUGUUCCUGAGUGGCUUAUUAUCCAAUCCAGAGUCGUCUGUAGCAGCAAUGGGAAUCUUGAUCCAGACAACAGGCACAGUUUAUGUAUUUCCAUUUGCUCUCAGCCUGAGCAUAUCGCAGCGAGUUGGCAACGAAUUGGGCGCAGGCGAGCCUGAGCGCGCACAAUUAGCAGUCAUGAUUGGGAUAUGUAUAGGUCUCGCAUAUGGAAUUUCAGCCUUCGGGUUGAGUAUAGCCUUCAAGUCCUUGUGGGGAAAAUUGUUCACAAAUGAGCCACAGGUUCUUGCUUUAAUCUCAGCAGCCCUUCCAAUCUUGGGAUUAGCCGAAAUUGGAAAUGCUUCUCAAACAGCAGCCUGUGGUGCCCUUACUGGCUCUGCACGGCCUAAAGUCGGUGCACGAAUAAAUAUUGCAGCGUUUUACUUGGUAGGCUUGCCAUGUUCUGUUCUAUUCACAUUCAAACUGAAAAUUGGAUUCCAGGGACUCUGGCUGGGAUCAGUAGCCUCACAGGCCGCGUGUUUAAGCAUGAUGCUGUACAUUUUGGCGCAAACUGAUUGGAGACACGAGGCGAAGAGGGCCGAGGAGCUAACAUUGUCUGCCGGGGAAAAGGAUGAAGGGGUCAACCUGGUGGCUUAA